Molecule: messenger RNA, 2934 nt
Organism: Sphaeramia orbicularis (orbiculate cardinalfish)
Lineage: Eukaryota; Metazoa; Chordata; Actinopteri; Kurtiformes; Apogonidae
Gene: med15
Product: mediator complex subunit 15
Exons: 18
Coding region: 94-2403 (769 amino acids)
Biological process (GO): regulation of DNA-templated transcription
Molecular function (GO): transcription coregulator activity
Source: RefSeq, a predicted model, not a curated record
AGAAGAGCAUCUUCACAGCGGAAGCAGAAAGAGUGGAGAAAGUAGACUGUCCAGACUUUCGGCACAAACCCUCCGAAAGGUCGCUUCUGUGCCAUGGAUGUCCCCGUUUCGGAUAGCGACUGGAGGAGCCCCCAGUUCCGGCAGAAAGUGGUCGCACAGAUUGAGGAGGCCAUGAGAAAGGCCGGGACGGCUCACACCAAGUCCAGCACCGACAUGGAGAACCACGUCUACAUCAAGGCCAAGUCCAGAGAGGAGUAUUUAUCUCUGGUGGCCAGACUCAUCAUCCACUUCAGAGACAUCCAUAAGAAGAGUCUGGGCGGUCCAGAUCCCAUGAAUGCCCUGACUAACCUGACAGGGGUUGGAGGGGGCCCUGGCGCCAUCGGCAUGGGGCCACGCCCCGCCGGCGCUCCAGUGGGGGGCAUGGGGGCCAUGGGGCCAAUGCAGAUAGGCCAGCAUGCCAUGGCAGGGGUGUCUGGAAACCCACAAUCCAUUGGAGGCCCGGCUCAGAUGCCAAUGCAGCAGAUGGUGCAGGCGCAGCAGCAACAGCAGCAGUCGCUGCAGUUCCAGCAGUUCCAGCAGCAGCAGAACGCCAUGCAGCAGCAGCAGAACGCCGCUGCCAUCCAGCAGCAGUUCCAGGUGCAGCAGCAGCUGAGGGUGCAGCAGCUCCAGCAGCAGCAGCAACAGCAGCAGCAGCAGCAGCACCACAACCACCAGCAGCAGCAGCAGCAGCAGCAGAGCCAGAGCCAGCAGCAACAGAACCAGAUGCACCAGUCACGGAUUCAGCAGCAGCAGCAGCAGAUGGUGCAACUGCAGCUCCAGCAGCAUGCCCAGGCUCAAGCCCAGGCCCAGGCCCAGGCCCAGGCUCAGGCUCAGGCUCAGGCCCAGGCCCAGGCCCAGGCUCAGGCCCAGGCCCAGGCCCAGGCCCAGUCCAUCCAGCACAUGGUUCAGCAGCAGCAGGUCCAGGUCCAGGCGGGUCCGAUGCCUCCACACUCUCAGCAGCAGCAGCAGCAGCCCGGCCUGGUGCCUCAGUCUUUGGCUGGACAGAUGUCAUCGGCUCAGCACGUCCCCAUCAACUCCCUGAGUCAACAGCAGCAGCAGCAGCAGCACCAGCUGAAGAUCCAACAGGCCUUCCAGGCUCGUGCCGCCCAGCAGGCAGCUCAGCAGGCUCAGCAGGCAGCAGCACAGGCCCAGCUGAACGCUGCUGCGCCCGGACAGCUCGUCCGUCCUGUGAUGCAGAUUCCGACUCGGAUGCCUCGUGCCCCCCUCAACACGGGCAUGACUCCCCAGAACACCGCAGCACCUGUGGGAGGACAACCUAUCACACAGCAGGUACAGCAGCAUCCCAUUAUGUCUUCGCCAUCACCGCUGCAGGUUCAGACGCCGCAGUCGAUGCCCCCCCCGCCUCAGCCGUCACCUCAACCACCCACCUCACAGCCCAACUCAGCCAGUUCUGGUCCGACCCCGUCCCCGGGGGGGUUCCAGCCUAGUCCCUCUCCUCAGCCCUCCCAGAGCCCCGCCAACGCCCGGACCCCCCAGAACUAUGGAGUCCCCUCCCCCACCCUCAACACUCCAGGAAACCCCAGCUCAGUGAUGAGUCCAGCAGGGGCCACAUCCCUGGAGGACCAGCAGUACAUGGAAAAGCUCAAACAGCUGUCCAAGUACAUCGAACCUCUGCGCAGGAUGAUCAACAAGAUCGACAAGAACGAAGACAGGAAGAAAGACCUGAGUAAGAUGAAGAGUCUGCUGAACAUCCUGACCGACCCCAACACCAGGUGUCCUCUGAAGACAUUGCAGAAGUGUGAGAUCGCAUUAGAGAAGCUGAAGAACGACAUGGCUGUGCCGACUCCGCCCCCUCCGCCGGUCGCCCCAGGUACCAAGCAGUACCUGUGUCAGCCGCUGCUGGAUGCCGUCAUGGCCAACAUCCGCUCGCCGGUCUUUAACCACUCCCUGUAUCGGACCUUUGCCCCCGCCAUGACCGCUGUCCACGGACCCCCCAUAACGGGUCCCGGCGUCUCGGGGCGGAAGCGCAAACAGGAAGAGGACGAGCGCCAGACCAUCCCCAACAUCCUGCAGGGGGAGGUGGCCCGCCUCGACGUCAAGUUCCUGGUCAACCUGGACUCUGCCCACUGUAGCAACAAUGGCACCGUGCACCUGGUCUGCAAGCUGGACGACAAGAACCUUCCCAGUGUUCCUCCCCUGCAGCUCAGCGUUCCUGCCGAUUAUCCCGACCAGAGCCCAUACUGGGCCGACCACCAGGAGCAGUAUGGCGCCAACAGCUUCCUGCAGAACGUCCACCGCAACAUGACAUCCAAACUGCUGCAGCUGCCGGACAAACACAGCGUCACCGAGCUGCUCAACACCUGGGCCCAGAGCGUCCGGCAGGCCUGUCUGUCAGCCGCCUAGCCCUGCCCCUGGACCCAGAGCAUCCGGCAGGCCUGUCUGUCAGCCACCUAGCCCCGCCCCCACUACACCUUGGGCUGCCUCCUCCUUCAGGGUCGGAUUUCAACAUCUACUGUUUUAGUCGAAUUAAACAUUUAAAUCCAUGAAGUCAUUUCUCUUCACCGUUGCUGUUUUUCUCUUUUCUACAUUUACUGUUUUUUUCUUGUAAAUUUGUGACUUGGCUGUCAUUUUUUAAUGUAAAUUUAACCCUUUAAUGCAACAGUUUAAUAGUUUAAAGUCACAAAUUUACAAAGAAAAUCUCUGAAUAUUUGUUUUUUAUUUGUUGGUAAAUGUUUAACUUUAUCAUUGGAAUGUUCUUGUCAUUUCUUUCUUUUUUUUAUAAACAUGUUUUAAUUUCAGGGAAUUUGAGUUUCUCAUAAAUGUUUGAGUCUGUGUGUGAUUAAAAACAGCCGAGACUCAUGGGUGAUGUAGUAUCGGACUCAUGUUUCAGAAACACUUUAUUUAACACAAAUAAAAGUCCGACAUUUCCAUGAU